Lichtheimia ornata is the source of this 762-nucleotide messenger RNA. RefSeq lists its product as uncharacterized. Lineage: Eukaryota; Fungi; Mucoromycota; Mucoromycetes; Mucorales; Lichtheimiaceae. Gene Ontology annotation, molecular function: protein binding. The record is from RefSeq and is a predicted model, not a curated record. The coding region runs from base 1 to 762 and encodes 253 amino acids. The transcript is spliced from 2 exons.
AUGGGCUCAUCAUCAAACACAUCAUCACCUACAGACUCGGUGUUUCAUGUAUGUGUCAGCGAGUCAACAUGCCAUCGUCAUCCUCCUAGUGUCUUACCAAAGAAGCAACAACCUAUCCUUGAUGAACGAGUACCUGUACCUCCGUUACAUGCUAUGCCUAUCAAGAAACGCCCUUUACAGCAUCCUGAUAACAAUGACAACAACAAAGGAAUAAAGCGCAGGAAAAGAGGACUUGAUGAUCCUGUGUCAUUGGUAUCUCUCAGCAUCCAUAAGCCAAGGCGACGUACAAACAAACGACAUCCUACCACCAAAAAAGCGGAGACAAAUGCCGCUCUUGCGUACGACACGAUCGAUCCUGAAGCACCGGAAUCCAAAGUAUUUGAUGCAAGCUGCUGGAUCCCUGAUAUCCACGUUUUCGAUGCCAAGCCUACUGUCAGUGUCCGAUGGAAAGGGACCCCAUUGGAUAUUCGAUCAUGCAAAUAUUAUGAAAGGUUGCAUCCAGGCGAAGUGGCCAUUGCUUCUACAUUGCGUUUAUUUCCAGAACAGUAUAUCCGAUGCAAGCGUGCACUCAUUCUUGCAGCCCAAGAUGCCUAUAAGAAUAACACACCAUUUCGUAAAUCAGAGGCACAAAAGCUAUGCCGUAUCGAUGUCAACAAGAUCAGCCAUCUUUGGAGUGCCUUUGGUAGGCUUGGUUGGCUUGGCCCCAAAUGGCCUGGCAGUAACAUGAUCAACAACAACAACAACGGUAGUGCCACAUUAUAA